Molecule: messenger RNA, 2493 nt
Organism: Cladophialophora yegresii CBS 114405
Lineage: Eukaryota; Fungi; Ascomycota; Eurotiomycetes; Chaetothyriales; Herpotrichiellaceae
Product: adenosinetriphosphatase
Exons: 3
Coding region: 1-2493 (830 amino acids)
Molecular function (GO): ATP binding; ATP hydrolysis activity
Source: RefSeq, a predicted model, not a curated record
AUGUUUCGGAGCAAGCCUUCCUCGUCCAUGCAAAAGACGUACGAUGAGGCCUAUCUUCAAUGCUCUACCGCCAUAUUCUUCGAAGGCCAGAGCAACGAGGCGGAGGCUCUGCGCUCAUGGAAAUCAGCACUAGACCAGAUCAACUACUACAAGGCCUAUAAUCUCUCCUCGAAUUACUCGCCCAAGUCCGAGACCGAGCGCGCGCUUUAUGACUCUCUCAAAGAGUUGGAGAUGCAAUGCAAGGAACGGGUUGACCUGCUCGAAACCUUGAAGCGAAGCCGUAUGGACGUCGGGGUUGAACAGCGAAAGGAAGAGAAGGCCGAGCACAGAAACGGCCACAGCACAGGCAGCGGCCACGGGAGUGGGAAUGGUGCCGGAAAACGGCUGCAAAAGAGCAAAGCAAAUCAUUCACCAGCGACUACGCCCAAGCAUGAGCAGCACGCAUCGUGGCUUGCCGGCGAGACUGUACCACCCAUGCAUAUGUCCGAACUACCCAAUGCCACACCAGCUUUACCUUCGCGACCAUCCCUGGGAGCCACUCGAAGCAGCGAUCAUCCCGUGACCGACAGUUCCUCUCCAAUAUCCCGAGUGCGCUCAUCACCUCUGGGAAUUCCGCCAACGCUACCCGUACCCUCUACGAAGGUUUCGAGAAGCCCAAGCCCAGAUCACGGGAGGAAACCCAUGCGAACCACGUUACGCCCAGAAAGACGAGGUUUCAUGAAAUAUCGGUCGACCUCGAGUCGUGAUAAACGCGCGGAAACCAUGAAAGCCGCGGGGUUGGCCUGGGACUCUCAACCGCGGAAGAACUCUCACCCUCAACGACCGGAGUCAGAUCCUACCAUCGAAGCGAGGUUGAGCGCUACAGCGGCAAGACGAAGUAUCGACCAAGACGCGACAGCUCGAUAUGAGGAACAACGGAAGUCUAACGCUUCAUCCCUACUGAGUGUGCCUGACUACAGCCAACACCUAGGACACCGUGACGCAUCGAGUUCGACAACUGUACCAGCACCAUCCAUCAUCAACAGAUCGAUGGAAAGCCUGAAACUGACUUCAGAAUCAGCACCAAGUCUCAUUGACUUGGAUUCAGAACCUGAGAGAGCGCCACCUCCUCCGCCUCAACAUGCCCCACCUUUGAGCCCGCCCGUUGCCAAAGCCAGGACGGGAUCUCCAGUGUCUUUACCAAAAGCCCCGGAGAUUACGUAUCGCAGAGAAUAUCCUCCGAGGGUACACAAUGUGCCGCAACCGCUUGCGAGGAACAUACUUGAAAAGGCCUACCCAAGGCCUGCGACUACUAGUAGCUCGUCUGGUAUCAGUCGGAAACCGGUCGGUGCCGCAGGCACAGCACUGGAGACGAGAGGACGAUCUCCACCGAUACGGGAUGGGCACUCCGACACCGAAGAUGAAACACCGAAGCGAAAUCCGGACAGACCUAGACGACCUAAAGGGGUCAGAGCAGCGAGCGCAAAUACCAUUACGCCACCAUCCACGGACGGCGAGUUGCCAGAAGACGAUGAGGGACUAUCGGCUCAGGAGAAAAGAAUGAAGGAACUCCUCAGGAACCUGCCCAAAGGACUAGAUGAAAACGCCGCCAAACAAAUUCUCAAUGAAAUUGUGGUUAAAGGUGAUGAAGUACACUGGGAUGAUGUCGCUGGCCUAUCAGCAGCCAAAAAGGCCUUGAAAGAGGCGGUGGUAUACCCCUUUCUGAGACCCGAUCUGUUCAUGGGCUUGAGGGAACCCGCUCGCGGCAUGCUCUUGUUCGGUCCACCCGGCACAGGUAAAACGAUGCUCGCAAGAGCCGUCGCCACAGAGAGCAAGAGCACAUUCUUCGCGAUCAGCGCUAGUAGCCUGACUAGUAAGUGGCACGGCGAGUCGGAGAAAUUGGUCCGGGCGUUAUUUGCGAUGGCGAAGGCGCUCGCGCCGAGCAUCAUCUUUGUGGAUGAGAUUGAUUCUUUGCUCAGCGCGAGGAGCGGAUCGAGCGAGCAUGAGGCAUCGCGGCGAAGCAAGACGGAGUUUCUGAUUCAAUGGUCCGACUUGCAGAGAGCAGCGGCGGGGAAAGACACAACGGUUGGGGACGCGAGCCGGGUUCUGGUGCUCGCGGCAACAAACUGUCCGUGGGACAUUGAUGAUGCGGCGCGAAGGAGGUUUGUCAGACGGCAGUAUAUCCCGUUGCCUGAGGCAGAGACCAGAGAUACCCAGAUCCGGACCUUGCUCGGGCAUCAGAAACACGACUUGAGUGAGGAUGACAUCAGGCGGCUAGUGGAGUUAACAGAUGGAUACUCUGGUUCAGACAUUACAGCAUUAGCGAAAGAUGCUGCAAUGGGACCCUUGCGGCACCUAGGCGAGGCUCUUCUGUAUACACCCAAAGAGCAGAUUCGACCAAUUCAGAUGGUUGACUUCGAGGCAAGUCUUGAGAGCAUUCGGCCAAGCGUUAGCAAGAAGGGACUCGAGGAGUUUGAGAAGUGGGCGAAAGAUUUCGGCGAGAGGGGAGGCUGA